This is a messenger RNA of Mauremys reevesii (Reeves's turtle), 3036 nucleotides long. RefSeq names its product serine/threonine kinase 32B (gene STK32B). NCBI's taxonomy places the organism in Eukaryota, Metazoa, Chordata, Testudines, Geoemydidae. The record is from RefSeq and is a predicted model, not a curated record. Gene Ontology annotation, molecular function: ATP binding; G protein-coupled receptor kinase activity; G protein-coupled receptor binding. Gene Ontology annotation, biological process: protein phosphorylation; G protein-coupled receptor signaling pathway; regulation of signal transduction. Bases 380 to 1750 code for a protein of 456 amino acids. The transcript has 11 exons.
UGCUGGGCUGUGUUGGGGUCCGGGAACAGUGGGAGUGGCUAUAAUGUCCUCACUUUAGGAAGCGGAAUUUGGGAUCUUGGGUACCAAACUCAGCAGGCUCCAGGUAGAUCCAGCUUUUACCUUUUACCAAAGGCAACCAUCAGCAGGACCUACGCCGCCUCCCUCCCUCCCUCCCGGACUGUCUGCUAUGAAAUAUGGAUCAAGUUAGUAAGUAGCAGCAGCAGUUCCCGUCAGAGGCAGAUGGAUCACUUUCAUUUCGCAGGAUGAUUUCUAACCCCCCCGAGGAUUCCCCGAGCAGCCGCAGCCCGCCUCGGAGCGGCGAUCGGAAGCGAGUCCUGGGCGUGGAGGGGAGGUUGAAGGCGUGAGAGCAUGGAAGGGGAUGCGGGGACUCCCGCCUAGUCCAGAGCCAGCGAGAGGCAGGGAGGGCUCCGAGCCCGGGACGCUGCUGGGAAGUGCGAUCACCCCGCUAGUUGGGCUGGUUUCUUUGUCUGGAAUUCGCCCCCUUCCCCCUUGGGAUGCUGGCCGUUCGCCCUGCGGAGACUGUGGCUGGGGAUGUGGAAGAAGCUGUGGAAUAAUAUGGGUGGCAACCACUCCCACAAAACUCCCGUGUUUGAUGAGAAUGAAGAUGGUGUGCAUUGUGCAGAAGAGAGACACCAAGAAAAUGUAUGCCAUGAAAUACAUGAAUAAACAAAAGUGUAUUGAGAGAGAUGAAGUCCGGAAUGUCUUUCGGGAGCUACAGAUCAUGCAGGGCCUUGAGCAUCCCUUCCUAGUCAAUCUGUGGUAUUCUUUUCAAGAUGAAGAAGACAUGUUCAUGGUGGUAGAUCUGUUACUUGGAGGGGAUCUGCGUUACCACCUACAACAGAACGUGCAUUUUAACGAAGGAACUGUUAAAUUAUAUAUUUGUGAAUUGGCACUUUCACUGGACUAUUUGCAGAGAUAUCAUAUAAUUCACAGAGAUAUCAAACCUGACAACAUACUGCUGGAUGAGCACGGGCAUGUUCACAUCACUGACUUUAACAUAGCAACUAUAGUCAAAGGAUCAGAAAAGGCUUCCUCUAUGGCUGGCACUAAGCCCUAUAUGGCUCCAGAAGUGUUCCAGGCCUUUAUGGAUGGAGGUCCAGGAUAUUCAUACCCAGUAGACUGGUGGUCACUAGGAGUUACAGCAUAUGAAUUGCUGCGGGGUUGGAGGCCAUACGAAAUUCAUUCAGCCACUCCAAUUGAUGAGAUCCUCAACAUGUUCAAGAUAGAAAGAGUUCAUUACUCGUCCACAUGGUGCAAGGGCAUGAUAGCAUUGCUGAAAAAGCUCCUCACUAAGGACCCUGAGUGCCGCCUUUCAAGUCUUGCAGACAUUCAGAGCUCUCCGUACUUAGCUGAUAUCAACUGGGAUGCUGUCCUGGAGAAAGCUGUGACACCAGGCUUUGUUCCGAAUAAAGGAAGACUGAAUUGUGACCCUACAUUUGAACUAGAAGAAAUGAUUUUAGAGUCCAAACCCCUUCAUAAAAAGAAAAAACGACUUGCAAAAAACAAAUCCAAAGAUGGAGCAAAAGAAAGCUGUUCACUGAAUGUACACCUGCAGCAGUGCUUGGAAAGUGUGAGGAAAGAAUUCAUCAUAUUCAACAGAGAAAAGCCCCAAGCUCAGAGCUCCAGGAUCAAGGUGAAGAUGGAGCAUCCCUGCAUAGCUGGGAGGAUAAUUAUUGCAAACAGCUCUACAUGUGGUUGCAGGCAAAGCAGUGUCCUACUCCCCCCAUAAUUUCCUUUGGGUGUGGUCCUGGUGGUGGGCAGGUCAAAGCACCUGCUGUGGGUAGUCUGCUGACUGCCUUUCAAAAGGAGAAAGCUCUUGCUCCCAACCUCACUCUACCAUUCAAAGCAGGCUGGAAAAUGUCUUUGCUUGGAAUACCUUUUGGCAGGCUGACAGCUUCUGCGAAUAAUACACAUACGUAAGCGAGAGCCUGGAGCAAUUUAUGAACAGGAACAAAGAGCAUGGCUUGAUAGGCUAAAGAGAUGAUUGCCCCAUUUAAGCUCCACAGAAACUUAUUACCCUACGGGAGAUUUUAGGAGCAGCCUCCACUUUGCUUGUAUACUCGUUACAAAGGCCAUCCCUAGACUAGAAAAAAUAAAUCAUGUUUUAAAUAAUACAUUUUUAAACAAUAGUGUAGACUAGCUUAUCUGAUCAUGGUCAUCUGAGAUCCUAUUUUUAAGCAUGACCUAUUUUCCUAGUCUGGGUUGAACCUUAAUGCUAAUUGGGCAUUGACGUUUCAUUUUUUUAAAUGGUGGAACAUCACUGCUGUUUUCAUUUAUUUUCUCCUUCUCUUGAGUCUUAUUUUGCUUUGUCUAUUCCCAUGGUAAGCCUGAGAUCUCAAGGCACUGUAGGUCACAGUAUCACAGCAUCUAGUCUAAUUUAUCUCUUGAAUUCCACAUACCAGUAUUUCACGUGUUAGUCCGUCUUUAUGUGCACCUGAACCCAUUAUACUUGAUUGUAAAGUGUCAGUUGAUGGCAAAUUAUAUUCGCAGACAUUGACUGAACAUAAUUACUCAACAGGAACCAUCAACCUGAAUCAGUUAUCUAUGGUGUAUGCAUGUUUCCCUGAUGAUUUUAAGAAUGUGUAGGAGUAAAUGUCAUAGGUGUGCCAGCAGUGCAAGACGGUAUUUAAGUAUGCAGGGCCAUUUCCAUCAGUAUUUUAUCUGUAAUGUUAAGCUAUAAAUAAAACAGAUCUAUCAAUUGUAUUGAAUUAAAUUAAAUGGAUUUAUUUGAUUACCUGGUAAGCUAGUGAGCUACCAAAACACACGCGUUAGUAAGCAAACACAAUGUUGGGAAGUGAUGUAGGGAUUGUGGUAUAGUAUGAUUCUUGUUUUUAUUACAGUAGUGCCCAGAGGACCUUAUUAGGGUUAGGGCUCUGUUGUACUAGUUGCUGUUCACACACAUAGGAGGAUACAGUUUCUGCUCCAAAGAGCUUAGAACAGGGGUAGGCAACCUAUGGCACGUGUGCCAAAGGCGGCACGCGAGCUGAUUUUCAGUGGCACUCACACUGCCCGGGU